Molecule: messenger RNA, 744 nt
Organism: Sparassis crispa
Lineage: Eukaryota; Fungi; Basidiomycota; Agaricomycetes; Polyporales; Sparassidaceae
Exons: 2
Coding region: 1-744 (247 amino acids)
Biological process (GO): mitotic cell cycle phase transition; regulation of cyclin-dependent protein serine/threonine kinase activity
Cellular component (GO): centrosome; cytoplasm; nucleus
Molecular function (GO): cyclin-dependent protein serine/threonine kinase regulator activity
Source: RefSeq, a predicted model, not a curated record
AUGGAUGACACAGCAAUCUUUGGAAGGUUGGUCGAAAAAUUCAGCGCAAAAAGCUCUGAAGUCGAUAUGGAGAACUAUGGGAAUGAGAUAUUGCAGACUCUGAUGGACCUGGAGUCGGAGAUGAAACCAGAUCCUUAUUACAUCGACAAACAGAUCCAGAUGGACUGGUCACACCGGUCGACUCUUAUAGAAUGGAUUGCGGAAGUCCACCAACGUCUACACCUCGUCCCCGAGAUGCUCUUUCUCUGCGCAAACUGUAUCGACAGAUUCCUUUCUUGCAAAACUAUUAACAUUGAGAGGUUACAACUAGUCGGUAUUACCGCCUUGUUCAUUGCUGCCAAAUACGAAGAAGUGAGGCCGCCUCCUAUUACCGAUAUGAUCUAUUGGGCCGACGACAGCUGCACGGACACGGAAUUAAAGAGUGCAGAGCGUAUGAUGCUCUCCAAACUCGAGUUCCAGCUGGGCAGGCCAAGUCCCAUUGAUUUCUUUGCGUGGAUUGGCCAAACCGGUGGAUACUCUCCAAAAGCACAUGCCGUCACACAGUACUUCUUAGAGGUCACCAUAAUCGAUGCGUGUUUCCUGAAUCAUCCUCCAAGCCUGAUCGCUGGUGGUGCUUAUGCUCUGGCACGGAUCAUGCUCAGCGAAGAUUCUCAAGUACGUUCUGUUCAUUGCUGGGUUGCUGCAUCGCUGACUCGUGCCUUAGUCCCGAGCUCAUAUCUCUUGUCUGGGAUACACUUCUGCUGA